This is a messenger RNA of Trichechus manatus latirostris (Florida manatee), 3136 nucleotides long. It is a transcript of the gene FAM114A2, whose product is annotated as family with sequence similarity 114 member A2. Lineage: Eukaryota; Metazoa; Chordata; Mammalia; Sirenia; Trichechidae. The record is from RefSeq and is a predicted model, not a curated record. Bases 292 to 1632 code for a protein of 446 amino acids. The transcript is spliced from 12 exons.
UGCACAACCAGGGAAGAAUGAUUAAUAAUUUCUUUUUUUUUAUGUUUUAUUGUGCUUUAGGUGACAUUUUACAGCGCAAAUUAUUUCUCAUUUAAAAAUUUAUACAUAAAUUGUUUUCCAUUGAGGAAACUAUGUGAAGGGUAUAUGUCAUGUCUCUGUUAUUUCAUAUACGUGCAUGUGAAUUUAUGAUAAUCUCAGAGUAAAAAAGUUUAGACGAAUCAUUCAUGACAAAAAAGCCUAUACAAAUAAAUUUUUUCUUUGGCUUUUCUUUUACCAGGCAAUGUUCUAAGCAUGUCGGAUAAAGAUGAUACUGAGACUCCAGUAAUAACUGAAGUAACCCCCAUUCUCAAGGAUGGGAACUGUGAGCCAGCAAAGAGUUCUGAGUCUGUUAACCAAAGCACCAAGCCAGAGAGUAAAUCAGGACCUGUAGCUUCCACUCGGAAAAGGCCAGAGGCCAGAUCUUCCAAUGACUGUGAGACUGCAGAAGUUCUCCCUGUUCAGGCAUCACAGGCUGCAGGCAAAGAGCCUGUUUCCAAAGAGGUACCUCAGACUGGAUGGGGCUAUUGGGGCAGCUGGGGCAAGUCCCUUCUCUCCUCAGCCUCAGCUACAGUAGCCACAGUAGGACAAGGUAUUUCAAAUGUCAUUGAGAAGGCAGAGACUUCCUUUGGAAUCCCAAGUCCCAGUGAAAUUUCGGCUCAAGUCCACUAUGCGUCAGGAGAGAAGAAUGCCGAAGAGGCUGGAUCUUUUGGUUUAUUCUCGACCAUCUCUACUGCUGUUCAGAGCACAGGAAAGAGUGUUAUCAGUGGGGGUUUGGAUGCCUUAGAAUUCAUUGGGAAAAAGACAAUGGAUGUAAUAGCAGAAGGAGAUCCUGGAUUUAAAAAAACCAAGGGUCUGAUGAACCGGAAUUCUACACUGUCUCAGGUUUUACGAGAGGCGAAAGAGAAAGAAGAGCUGUGGACCUGCAAUGAGGUUACCGUGGAAACGGACAAGAAAACUCAUUAUGGGCUACUCUUUGAUGAAUUUCAAGGCCUUUCUCAUCUAGAGGCUCUGGAGAUGCUUUCCCGAGAAAGUGAAAUAAAGGUGAAGUCUAUUCUUAAUUCUCUGAGUGGAGAAGAAUUGGAGACUCUAAAACUUGAAUUGGAGCAACUAAAAGAAGUAUUUUCCCUAGCAGAGUUCACUGAGGAGGAAGAAGAGGAGAAAAAAGGGGAUGAAGACUUUACCAAAGAAAUUACAGAGCUGUUUUCCCAGCUGCACGUCUCCUCCAAACCAGAGAAACUGGCCAGAGCAAGAAGUACUGCCUACGAAUGGAUCGCGACAUCUCUGACCAAGCCAUUAGCAGAGAAAGAAGACGGGGAAAAAUGUUUGGAAGUGGAAAGUACUGAGCAAGCCAAUAAAAAUUCAGUAGAGGAUAUCCAUUCAUUUGCAAUCCGGAGUCUAGCAGAACUGACUGCCUGCUCAAUCGAACUGUUCCACAAAACAGCAGCAUUGGUUCUGCAUGGUCAGAAGCAGGAAGUGACAGCCAUAGAAAGGAGCAGAACCCUUUCUCAGGUAACAGUUGUGUUGUGUAAAGAGUUGUCCGCCCUGUCUAAAGAAUUCACCACCUGCCUAACAACUGCUGGGGUAGAUAGCUAGAAGUGGUAUUGCUGUGUCAUGAAGGUCAUUGAGAAACUGCUAGACUGUUUUCCAAGUGGCUGCACCAUUUCACAUUCUCACCAGCUAUGUAUGAUGGUUCUAAUUUCUCCAGUUCUCACCAACGCUUGUUUUGUCUCUCUCUGUUAUUUUAGCCAUCCUAAGUGAGUAUGAAGUAGUAUCUUACUGUGGUUUUGAUUUGCAUUUCCCUUGCUGUGAGUUGGAAUUGACUCGACUGCACUGGGUUUCAGGUUUUUAUGACUGAUGAUGCUGAGCAGCUUUUGUAUUUCACUAAUCACUGAUGGUGAUGUGCUAAUGCCCAUUUGUGUAUCUUCUUUGAAGAGAUGUCUAGUCAAAUCCUUUGCCCAUUUUUUAAUUUAUUAUUUUUAAAAAUUAUUUAAAAUGUUAAAAUCUUUGAGGUGUAAGGGUUUUUUAUAUAUUCUGGAUACAAGUUUGUUAAAAAUAUAUGAUGUGCACGUAUUGUCUGCAGUCUGUAGGUUAUCCUUCACUUUCUUGAUAGUGUUCUUUACUACAAAAAAGUUUUAAAUUUUGACCAAGUCAACUUGUCAGUAUUCUCUUUUAUCACUUGUGUUUUUGGCAUUGUAUCUAAGAAAUCAUUGUCUAAUCCAAGAUCAUGCAGAUUUAUUCCUACGUUUUCUGAGAGUUUUGUAGUUUUACCUGUUACAUUUAUGUUUACGAUCCAUUUUGACUUAAUAUUGUGUUAUGGUGUGAGGUAGAGGUCCAACUGCACACUUUUACAUGUGGCUAUUUAGAUGUCCCAGCACCAUUUGUUGAAAAAGACUAUUCGUUCACUAUUAAUUGUCUUGGCCCCUUUUUUCGAAAAUCAGUUGACCAUAGAUACACAGAUUUAUUUCUGGACUCUCAUUUCUGUGCUUUUAAUCUGUAUGUCCUUAUGCCAGUAUCAUACUGUCUUAAUUACUGUCGCUUUGUAGUAAGUUUUGAAAUCAGGAAGUGUGUGAGUCCUCCAACUUUGUUCUUUUUUCAAGAUCGUUUUGCCUGUUUAAGGUUCUGUGAGUUUCCUGUGAACUUUAGGAUCAGCUUGUCUAUGUCUAAAUGAUAUUUGCAACUCAUUUUUGUUCUUUUUUUAAUGAAGUAUAUACUGUACUUUGUGCUGCCCUGUAAGACCUGUGCUGGAAAUAUAGACAUUGAUAAAAACCCUUUUAAAGAGUAGCUCCUUACUGCCAGUAGGAGAGCUAUAGUUAAUGCUAAAGAUUUUUUUUUUUAAUGGAGUUGCAAUAAUUUACUGCAGGUGUAUGAACUAUGGAAGAUGGUUGAGAAACUAGUAAUCAUGUAUUAGAAUAAAAUCAAGGACAUUUUGAACAAGCAAAUGAAAAUCACUUUGUAGUAGGUGUAUCUGUGCCAGUGCAGUGAUAGUUUUUCUGGCCCUUAAAUUUGUUUUAAUUAAGACCAUGGCCCAAAUUAAUCUUUCUUACUUUGAGUUUAGCUUAUUCCUGUGAUUAUUAGUUUAGAUUAUUCCUAUGAUACA